Oryza brachyantha (malo sina) is the source of this 2149-nucleotide messenger RNA. Its product is annotated as 3beta-hydroxysteroid-dehydrogenase/decarboxylase-like. Gene Ontology annotation, biological process: steroid biosynthetic process. Lineage: Eukaryota; Viridiplantae; Streptophyta; Magnoliopsida; Poales; Poaceae. Bases 154 to 1851 code for a protein of 565 amino acids. The record is from RefSeq and is a predicted model, not a curated record. The transcript has 12 exons. Gene Ontology annotation, molecular function: 3-beta-hydroxy-Delta5-steroid dehydrogenase (NAD+) activity.
CAACGUGGCGCUACACCCGCACGGGCCCACUGGACUGCCGCAAAAGCCACAGAUCGGAGAUCGCGACCAAAGCCGCCGGCGUGCUCUCUGAUAAACCGUGCACAGUGUGUGUGGUCCGCCUCGAAUCUAUCGACGGCGGCGGGAGGAGGAGAGAUGGAGGCGGCGGCGCCGGCGGGAGGAGGAGGAGGCGGCGGCGGGAGAUGGUGCGUGGUGACCGGCGGCCGCGGCUUCGCGGCGAGGCACCUGGUGGCCAUGCUGCUCCGCUCCGGCGAGUGGCGGGUGCGCGUGGCCGACCUGCCCCCGGCCAUCGCGCUCGACCGCGACGAGGAGGAGGGGGUCCUCGGCGCCGCCCUCCGCGAGGGCAGGGCCGCCUACGCCUCCGCGGACCUCCGCGACAAGGGCCAGGUCGCCAGAGCUUUUGAUGGGGCUGAAGUUGUUUUCCACAUGGCUGCACCAGAUUCAUCUAUCAACAACUUCCACCUUCAUUAUUCAGUUAAUGUUGAUGGAACAAAGAAUGUCAUUGAUGCAUGUAUACAUUGCAAGGUGAAGAGACUUAUCUACACUAGUUCACCAAGUGUAGUGUUUGAUGGAAUUCAUGGAAUCUUUGAUGCGGAUGAAUCAAUGCCUUACCCAGACAAGUUUAAUGAUUCGUAUUCAGAAACAAAAGCAGAUGCAGAAAAAUUGGUGAUGAGAGCUAAUGGCAGGGAUGCACUUCUUACUUGUUGUAUACGCCCAAGUAGCAUUUUUGGCCCUGGUGAUAAGCUACUGGUUCCUUCUUUGGCUGCUGCUGCAAGGGCAGGAAAGUCUAAGUACAUUAUUGGUGAUGGAAACAACUGCUAUGAUUUCACCUAUGUGGAGAAUGUGGCCUAUGGCCAUGUUUGUGCAGAGAAAACUCUAUCUUCUGAAGAUGGUGCUAAGAGAGCGGCUGGAAAAACCUAUUUCAUAACAAAUAUGGAGCCUAUCAAAUUCUGGGAGUUCAUGUCAUUGAUUUUGGAAGGACUCGGAUAUGAAAGGCCAUCGAUAAAAAUACCAGUUUCUGUUAUGAUGCCAGUGGCUCAUGUGGUAGAAUGGACAUAUAAGACAUUCUCUCGCUAUGGAAUGAGAGUUCCUCAGCUGACUCCUUCAAGGAUCCGUCUCCUCUCUUGCAACAGAACAUUCAGCUCCUCAAGAGCAAAAGAUCAGCUUGGUUAUGAACCCAUUGUGUCACUCAAGGAUGGACUGAAGAGAACAAUAGAGUCAUAUCCUCAUCUACAAGCUCAGAAUCAAAGGAGCAUAUCAAAAGCUUCAAUUUUCCUUGGGAAUGGAAAUUUCGCAAAAACAGUUCUCUGGGAAGACAAGAAGCAAACAAUGACUGUGCUACUACUAUUGGCUGUUAUAUACUACCACUUAUUUACAUGUGGUUACACCUUCAUUACAGCAAUGUCAAAGCUUUUUUCACUAACUGCACUGUUCUUGUUCAUUCAUGGGAUACUGCCUUCAAAUUUGUUCGGACACAAGGUUGAGAAGCUUGAGCCAUCAAACUUUCACAUCUCACAGGUGGAGGCACAUCAUAUUGCUCAUUCAGUCAGCUCAACAUGGAACUCUUUAGUUGGUGUACUAAAAUCUUUAUGCAGAGGAAAUGAUUGGCCACUGUUUCUCAAGGUGGUAUCCUCCCUACUGGUUGUGAGCAUCCUUAGUUCCAUGUCUUCGCAAUCUGCAUUCAAAAUAGGUAUUUCUAUGGUUUUCCUAGGCUUCAAAGCGUACGAGAAAUGGGAGGACACCAUUGAUAACUUGGUGGGUGAUGCAUGCUCGGUUGUCAUGCAUUUUGGUCCGAGCCAGAAAUCCUCAAGGCAGAAGCAUGCAGAUAAUUGAGUGGAAUCAUUUAGGGAGGUUUCAAUUUCAGUAAUGAUAGUUUUUUAUUCCCAGAACUUCGGCCAAUGUUCCUAUAGUGUUGUGAAAUAGUUCAUAGGCUCAUGUUUUGGGCAUUUCCAUAUGGUGGUGGAUGUGAUUUCAGGGAAUUAUGUUUUUUCUUCGAACAGAUUAUUUUUCUGCAUUUUAUCAUUGAGAGACGAGGGAUGGGUGCAUAAAAACAAUCAGAUUUUUUUCUUGAUUAUGCUGGGACUUAUGUUGUUGUGAAGUAAGAUAACUCAAAUAACUUUGUCACCCUUCA